Molecule: messenger RNA, 1326 nt
Organism: Brassica napus (rape)
Lineage: Eukaryota; Viridiplantae; Streptophyta; Magnoliopsida; Brassicales; Brassicaceae
Product: GATA transcription factor 2
Exons: 2
Coding region: 358-1128 (256 amino acids)
Biological process (GO): positive regulation of DNA-templated transcription
Cellular component (GO): nucleus
Molecular function (GO): sequence-specific DNA binding; zinc ion binding
Source: RefSeq, a predicted model, not a curated record
UUUCACAUACUACGUACGUGGAUCAGUUAAAUUUUUGACUCAUAGUCUCUUAUAUAUAUAAGUUCAAAUAACUCUUAACUUUUGAAUACUAAUAGACAGUAAGUGCAUAGUGUUAACUAUUUUUUUCAAAAGUAUAUAGAAAAAUAUUUUUUUUUUAAAGAAGAAUGAAUGUGAAGAGUAGGGUCGAGUCACUCACGGUGCAUGGUCACUCUCUUUGCACGUUCUCUAGCCCUAUUCUCUUCUCUCUCCCUUUCAUUAUCUCUCCCUAUUAAAGACUCUCACCAGUCACAGACUCUAGAGUAUGUGUGAGAGAGACAGAGUCGGAGUUUGCAAUAGAGAUCGCAUUCAUAACUAUCAAUGGACGUCUAUGGCUUAUCUUCACAAGACUUACUUAGAGUCGAUGACCUUCUUGACUUCUCCAACGAAGACAUCUUCUCCGCCUCUUCUUCCACUUCCACCGCGGCUCCGUCCUCCUCCUCUUUCCCUCCUCAGAACCCUAACUACCACCAUCAUCUCCCUUCCUCCGCCGAUCAUUCUUUCCUCCACGACAUCUGCGUUCCCAGUGAUGACGCAGCUCACCUGGAGUGGCUCUCACAAUUCGUGGACGACUCCUUUGCUGAUUUUCCGGCGAACCCACUAGGAGGAACUAUGACGUCCGUGAAAACUGAAACCUCGUUUACGGGGAAACCAACAAGCAAAAGAUCAAAACCUCCAGCUGCUUUGGUCGGAACAUGGGCACCGAUGUCGGAACCCGACCAGAAUAUUCAUGUCACCGGGAGGUCCAAGCCUAAGAAAGAACACUCCAACGGAGGAGGAAGACAUCAAUCUUCGUCAGCGGAGACCGCGGAAGGAGCAGGGUUGAGGAGAUGCACUCACUGUGCAUCGGAUAAGACGCCACAGUGGAGGACAGGACCACUCGGGCCUAAGACGCUGUGUAACGCAUGUGGAGUCCGGUUUAAAUCCGGUAGACUUGUACCGGAAUACAGACCGGCUUCGAGUCCGACUUUUGUUUUGACUGAGCAUUCAAACUCUCACCGGAAAGUGAUGGAGCUGAGAAGACAGAAGGAGGUUAUGAGACAACCACACCAAGUCCAACUUCACCACCACCACCACCAUCCGUCGUUUUAGUCAGACGUCACCUUUUUGUUUUUUUUGUUCUUCUUGGAGGGUUGGGUGGUCACGUGAUGUGUCGCGAGUCUACUGGUGUUGAUCACGUGACCGGCGACGAUGGGAGCCUAAAGUUAGUGUUAAACACGAACUCUGCUAAUAAAUUCAACCUUGUUAAUUGUUAUUAUUAAAAAUUAUAAACACUUUGGUUUGCCUUUU